Messenger RNA from Camarhynchus parvulus, 527 nucleotides. Its product is annotated as histone H2A type 2-C-like. The transcript has a single exon. Bases 72 to 461 code for a protein of 129 amino acids. Gene Ontology annotation, cellular component: nucleosome. Gene Ontology annotation, molecular function: DNA binding; structural constituent of chromatin; protein heterodimerization activity. NCBI's taxonomy places the organism in Eukaryota, Metazoa, Chordata, Aves, Passeriformes, Thraupidae. The record is from RefSeq and is a predicted model, not a curated record.
AGGGCGGCGGUGUCGGUGUCGCUGCGUGUCAGCGGGACUUUGUGUGCCGAGCGAGCGAGGAGCGCGGGAAGAUGUCUGGUCGCGGGAAGCAGGGCGGCAAGGCGCGGGCCAAGGCCAAGUCGCGCUCGUCGCGGGCCGGGCUGCAGUUCCCCGUGGGCCGCGUGCACCGGCUGCUGCGCAAGGGCAACUACGCGGAGCGCGUGGGCGCCGGCGCGCCGGUGUACCUGGCGGCCGUGCUGGAGUACCUGACGGCCGAGAUCCUGGAGCUGGCGGGCAACGCGGCCCGCGACAACAAGAAGACGCGCAUCAUCCCCCGCCACCUGCAGCUCGCCAUCCGCAACGACGAGGAGCUCAACAAGCUGCUGGGCAAGGUGACGAUCGCGCAGGGCGGCGUGCUGCCCAACAUCCAGGCCGUGCUGCUGCCCAAGAAGACUGAGAGCCACAAAGCCAAGACCAAGUAGAGCGGGCGGCGGAAACGUCCGGAGCCCAGGAGCAAACCCCAAAGGCUCUUUUAAGAGCCACCCACA